This is a messenger RNA of Kwoniella botswanensis, 2586 nucleotides long. RefSeq names its product OPT family small oligopeptide transporter. The transcript has 10 exons. The record is from RefSeq and is a predicted model, not a curated record. Gene Ontology annotation, molecular function: oligopeptide transmembrane transporter activity. Lineage: Eukaryota; Fungi; Basidiomycota; Tremellomycetes; Tremellales; Cryptococcaceae. Gene Ontology annotation, biological process: transmembrane transport. Gene Ontology annotation, cellular component: plasma membrane. Bases 1 to 2586 code for a protein of 861 amino acids.
AUGUCGAUAUAUAAGUAUCAUUCGAUACCUUUGGAGAACUUGGACGAUGCUCGCCAGUCCGCUUCUGCUUACGAGAACGAAUACGAAUACGAGCUUGACGAAGUAGAUAACAUGUCAUCGGAUACGAAAGAUGAUGUGCUUUUACCACCUAGGAUAUACGAUGAGGAGGUACCACUAGAACAUGAUAAAGAUAAAGAUAAAGAUCUACAUCAAGAUCCCGAUGCUCUCGGUGUAGGACAUCAAGUGAACCUUGUCGAAGUUCCUUUUGCGACUACUCCUGAUGGACAUCGAUUGACGGUCGGCGAUACUUUACCAGAAGUCAAAGCUGUCGCUCUCGAGACUGACGAUCCCGAUGAACCAUGUGAGACCAUUCGAGCUUACGUCCUUGGAACCAUCGUGGCGUCGGUAGGUGUGGCUUUGAACGUAUGGUUCGGUGCUCGACAACCUGGUAUCUACAUCUCACCUUUCCUCGCUCAACUCCUAUCGUACCCCAUCGGUGUCGCACUUGCAAAGCUCCUCCCCAAAACGAAGUUCACAACUUUUGGCAGGACAUGGACAUUGAAUCCUGGACCCUUUACAAUGAAAGAGCAUGCCUUGAUCGUGCUCAUGGCGACAGUAUCGUUCCCAACCGCUACAGCCGUCGAUGUCAUCAUCGCCAUUCGACAACCUGUCUUCUUCAACGAUCCUGAGAUGGGUGACAACAAGGGAUUCCAAUUCCUUGUUGUUCUUUCAACUCAGUUCUUAGGUUUCGGUGUCGCAGGUCUCGCUAGAGAUUCUCUGGUCUACCCAUCAGCCAUGACCUGGCCUCUGAACUUGGCAAAAUUAUCCUUAUUCAACGCUCUUCACCGAAGAAAGGUGAACGAGUAUGGUGUGGUGACUUUACCCAAGGAAGACGAAGACGAACAACAAGAUCCACCUGUACAUGGAUGGAAAGUUUCGAUGUUCCGAUUCUGUCUAUACGCCACUACUGCCAGUUUCGUUUGGUUCUUCUUCACAGCUUUCAUCUUCCCUUCUUUGACUUACUUCAAUUGGCCAACUUGGAUCAACCCUACUAACAAGAAAUUGGCCAUUAUCAUGGGAUCGAUCACGGGUCUGGGUCUUAACCCCAUUCCCACCCUCGAUUGGACAUAUAUCAGUGGUGCAGGUCUCACACCCCUGAUCACACCUUGGUGGGCUACUGUAUCAACUUUCAUCGGUGCGUCGAUCGGUUAUAUCAUCAUCGCUGCUAUCUACUUCACCAACACAUGGUACAGCGCAUAUCUCGUGCCCAAUUCCAAUCAAGCCUUUGACCGGUUUGGAGCCUACUACAACGUUACCGCUGUACUCAGUGCAGACAGGACUUUAGAUGUUGAGGCAUACCGAGCGUAUUCUCCUCUUUACUUUGGUGCUGGGUACAACGUAGUCAUCACAGCUUAUUUCGCUUCGUACUCUGCCAUUCUCACCUACGCCUUGCUCAAUCACUGGUCUGAUCUCAAGAAGGGAUAUCAAACCGGAGUUCGUCGGGUCAAAUCAAUGAUGAACAAGAAGAACAAAGAUCAACAUGAAGAUACCAUUCACCAUUUCCCAGAUUACGAUAUUCACUACGCUCUCAUGACGAGGUACAAGGAGGUGCCUCAAUGGUGGUUCUUGGUGAUCAUGGUGUUCUCAAUCGUACUUGGUAUUAUCAUGUGCGAAGUUUACAAUACCACGAUGCCAGUCUGGGGUAUAUUUUGUUGUUUGGCUAUGGUUCUUGUCUUUGCCAUUCCGACUGGUAUCAUUCAAGCGAUCUCUAAUAUGCAAAUGUCUUUAGUCAUCCUCGCUGAGAUCAUCCCUGGUAUAGCCAUUCCCGGACGACCCUAUGCCAAUAUGAUUUUCAAGUUAUACGGAUGGGUAUCGCUCAGUAUGACCUUACUUUACGUCUUGGACCAGAAACUCGCCCAUUAUCUACAUCUUCCACCUAGAGCUACGUUCAGAGCUCAGAUGUGGGGAUGUACGAUCAGUUCUUUCAUCUCGAUCGCUAUCAUCAAUUGGCAGUUCAAGGCUAUCCCUGAUCUUUGUAUGCCUGGUCAGAAAGACCUGAUGACCUGUCCUUACUACACCACUUUCUACUCUUCCGCUUUGUUAUUCGGUGUAGUCGGUCCAGAAAGGAUGUACGGUAGCUUAGGGUUGUACAAACACACCUUAUGGGGUUUCUUGGCCGGUGCGGUAUUAGUCGCGAUGGCUUGGGCAGCUAAGAAGAGAUGGCCCAACAAGAUAACAAGGAAUAUAAAUGUCCCCGUCAUUAUCUUUGGUGUUAUGUACUUUGCACCUUACAAUUGGUCUUUCGUCUGGGCCGGUGUACCCUUGGCGUGGUUCUUUAUGUCAUAUGUCUUCAAGAGGUUCCCAGCAUGGUGGAACAAAUACUGUUACGUGUUAUCUAUUGGAUUAACGGUCGGUGCUGCCAUCAGCGGUGUCAUCCAGUUCUUCUGUAUUACCUACCCUGGUGGGAUCAUGCCUUCUUGGUGGGGUAACACCGUUUACGUAUCCGGCUGUGAUGCUCUGGGAUGUCCGUUGAAGGAGAUGCCAGAAGUAGGAUACUUUGGUCCAGGACCUGGUGAAUACUUGUAA